Molecule: messenger RNA, 1017 nt
Organism: Chaetomium globosum CBS 148.51
Lineage: Eukaryota; Fungi; Ascomycota; Sordariomycetes; Sordariales; Chaetomiaceae
Exons: 3
Coding region: 1-1017 (338 amino acids)
Source: RefSeq, a predicted model, not a curated record
AUGACGCGGUCAUCAUCGAAGAGAGGAGAUCCAGACGACCCCGAGAUGUUCCGGGGUUUGUUUCGCGCGGGACAUGAGAGCCUGCUUGAGUAUAAACCCGAGGUCCUACUCACCAUCUGCAAUGCGGAUUUCGUCACGGAUUCGGUCACCAUGGUGCAGCUAUUCAAUGUCGCCGGCGAUGUAUACCGCCAAAUGCCGCGUCCCACCACCGCGUUGCAUCUGAAUCUUUUUGUCCACGUCGUCCACGGCAAGGUAUUCAUGAAGGCUUCGGGCCCAAGAUGCGGUCGCUUUCGGACAGAGGCCACGGGCCACUCCGUUCCGCCUCGGUUCGGUUUGUGCGACAGGAUGAAGGAGAUGAACGCGCAGUGCUUCAAGCGAGUGACAGCAUACAAAUUACGCACUGCAGGAGAGAGUGUGAUACCCCCGUACACCAUCGUCAUCCAGGACGAUAACCUGAUGGAGGCAAUGAAGUCAGAGGAGCAGCUUGACUGCGUGGCUCUUCGGAGCUGCCGACACCACGGAGCCACCAUCAACCACGCUGUCCAAAUCGUCGUUCAGGACAACCAUGGGUCUCUUAGUAACCCCAGUGAGGCUGCAAUCUGUCUCAGCCGAUUCGGGGCUGACUUGAGCAAGGGUUUCUGGGAGUCGUCCGCUGCCCAGGUUUACCCUGGGGCCUUGAUAUCCUGGAGACAAAAGCAAUCGGGGGAGCUUUGGAGCCUGGCAAAUCUCCUGCAGUGGAUCCAAACCAAGGCGAAACGCCAUGCUUCGGCCCACGGGAGUGAUACCCGAUUCACAGUUCAAGUCAAGGCUACCUCGUGUGAGCAGGAUGGCGAACUUCUCGUGCCUAUAUAUAGCCUCGUCACCGAGGCGGUGUCUACGGAUGAGAGACUCGUCUCCGAGAAGGACGUCGACACCCUCUCCCGCUGGAUGACUGAACCGGGCUUCCGAUAUCGACCGGACGAAUCCCCCCCACCAUAUGCCCCAGUAGCAUAUCCCCCACCACCAUAUGCGAACUAG